AUGGUGGACUACUGCACGACGAAGCAGAUUUCGACAUUCGUGCUCGCGCUUAUCGGAUUCUCCAUCCUCGUCUUCUUCAUUGAGGAGUAUACAGAAGAGAAUGAAAUGGAAAACGAAAUGGAAAUGAAGAAGGCAUUUUACAGUGAGUUGCGAAACAAAUAAGGAAAGUGAGGCUUGUUGCAGAGAGUGAACACGGGACGGAUUCGACGAGGAAAGCGACGGAAUAUCCAAUAGAAGAGUGUUGGAAAUACGAACCGAUUGAAGUUGUUACACAGUGCACUGCGUGUAAGGACUUCGAGAUAAAGGCCAUAAAAGCAGGUGGGUCCAUGACUGAAUGACUGACUCGGAGUUUCUCCAAACCAUCGACAUAUUCCAUCUCCAAACAUUUCCAGCUCACUGCCUAAAAACGGGAUACUACGACCGUGUGAACUGCUCCAAAUCGUCGACCACUGUGCUCCGUCCGUGUCCGUCUCCGAAAGAAGCCCGACGGAGAGAAUUCUAUGGAUUCUGUCUGUUCAAUUCGAUCGCACUCGUUGGGAGUUACGUGGCGACGGCUCAACGGAAGGCAAUGCUCGACCGGGCGACCUACAUGCGCCUUCCCCAGUUCUGA
Caenorhabditis sp. 36 PRJEB53466 is the source of this 610-nucleotide messenger RNA. The record is from the annotation of a GenBank genome assembly. NCBI's taxonomy places the organism in Eukaryota, Metazoa, Nematoda, Chromadorea, Rhabditida, Rhabditidae.